Molecule: messenger RNA, 3545 nt
Organism: Clarias gariepinus (North African catfish)
Lineage: Eukaryota; Metazoa; Chordata; Actinopteri; Siluriformes; Clariidae
Product: tripartite motif-containing protein 16-like
Exons: 10
Coding region: 265-2916 (883 amino acids)
Molecular function (GO): protein binding; zinc ion binding
Source: RefSeq, a predicted model, not a curated record
ACAUUUUUGUAAAGCAUUUUGUUUUCUGUGUUAGAAAUAAAGAUACUGAUUAUGAAAUGUGUGUAAGUAAGACUAGUUUUCUCCAGAAGGAAUUGUAUCCAAGAAAGGGUUAAUAGAGGAACAUUCAUGAGCUCUGUCCUUGUGCUCCUCCUUUCUCUCUCUCUCUUUCUCUCACUCACACACCAGGAAGUGACUUUUCAUUUUAGAAGAAACGAAACUCACAGUCUCUCUCUCUCUCUCUAGUUCAGUGUGAGUUUAGGGAAAAUGGCUGAGGCCAGUAUUUCAGUAGAUCAGGACCAGUUCGUCUGUCCAGUGUGUCUGGAUCUCCUGAAGGAUCCGGUGACUCUCCCCUGUGGUCACAGUUUCUGUAAGGUGUGUAUUAAUGACUGCUGGGAUCAGGAGGAUAAGAGUGGAGUUUAUAGAUGUCCUCAGUGCAGAGACACUUUCACUCCAAGGCCUGUUCUACGCAGAAACAACAUGCUGGCUGAAGUGGUGGAGAAACUGAAGAAGAAGACUGAAGUCCAAGCUGCUUCUUCUGUUUACUGUUACGCUGGACCUGGAGAUGUGGAGUGUGAUUUCUGCACCGGGAGAAAACACAAAGCCAUCAAGUCCUGUCUAGUGUGUGUGGCCUCCCUUUGCGAAACUCAUUUAAAGCCUCAUCUUGAAAUUCCUGCUUUGAAAAAGCACAGUUUAGUUGAAGCUUCUGGAAAUCUAGAAGAGAAGAUCUGCUCUGAGCAUGAUGAAGUGCUGAAGAUCUACUGUCGUACUGACCGACGCUUCAUCUGUUAUCUGUGUGUGACGGAUGAACACAAAAGCCACGACACUGUCUCAGUUAAAGCUCACAGAACUGAAAAACAGAGUGAGUUAAAGGAGGAGCAGAUGAAAUCCCAGCAGAGAAUCCAGGAGAAGCAGAAGAAGGUGCAGGAGCUGAAACAGGCUGUGAACACUAUAAAGCUGAGUGCACAGACAGCAGUGGAGGACAGUGAGAGGAUCUUUACUGAGCUGAUCAGCUCCAUGGAGAAAAAGCGCUCGGAGGUGACGGAGCUGAUCAGAGCUCAGGAGAAGACUGAACUGAGUCGAGCUGAACGACUCCUGGAGCAACUGGAGCAGGAGAUUGCUGAUCUUCAGAGGAGACUCACUGAGCUGGAGCAGCUUUCACACACACACGAUCACAUCCAGUUCAUCCAGAGUCUCCAGUCUCUCAGUGUCUCUUCUGGACGUGAGGACUCACCCAGCAUCACUGUCAAUCAACGUCUCCCAUUUGAUGGAGUGAGGAAAUCUCUCUCUGAUCUGAAAAAGAGACUCGAGGAAUUCUGCCAGGAGGAGUUCAUCAAAAUCCCUCAACAUGCUGUAGCAGUUCAGAUGAUUUUACCCUCAGAACCAAAGAGCAGAGAAGAUUUUCUGUACUAUUUCUGUGAUCUGACUCUGGAUCCCAACACAGUAAAUUAUAAACUCAUUCUGUCUGAGAAGAACAGAGCGGUGACGUACAGUAAGAUAAAGCAGACGUACUCUGAUCAUCCAGAGAGAAUUGACUCCUGGUGUCAGGUGUUGAGUAAGGAGAGUGUGUGUGGACGCUGUUACUGGGAGGUGGAGUGGAGCAGUGAGGGAUGUGUGUUCAUAUCAGUCUCAUAUAAAGACAUCAGCAGGAAAGGAGAGGGUAUUGAGUGUCUGUUUGGACGCAACAAUCAGUCCUGGAGUCUGUGGUGUUCUUCUUCUUCUUCUCUCUCUUUCUAUCACAACAACAUUAGGACUGAUCUCGGAGCUCCAUCAUCCUCCAGAAUAGAAGUGUAUGUGGAUCACAGUGCAGGAACUCUGUCCUUCUACAGCGUCUCUGACACGAUGAAGCUCCUCCACAGAGUCCACACCACAUUCACUCAGCCUCUGUACGCUGGAUUCUACCUCAUCCCUUAUAGAUCAACUGUGAGAUUUUGUGAUCCAGAAGCACAGACAGCAGUGGAGGACAGUGAGAGGAUCUUUACUGAGCUGAUCAGCUUCAUGGAGAAAAAGCGCUCGGAGGUGACGGAGCUGAUCAGAGCUCAGGAGAAGACUGAACUGAGUCGAGCUGAACGUCUCCUGGAGCAACUGGAGCAGGAGAUUGCUGAUCUUCAGAGAAGACUCACUGAGCUGGAGCAGCUUUCACACACACACGAUCACAUCCAGUUCCUCCAGAGUCUCCAGUCUCUCAGUGUCUCUUCUGGACGUGAGGACUCACCCAGCAUCACUGUCAAUCAACAUCUCUCAUUUGAUGGAGUGAGGAAAUCUCUCUCUGAUCUGAAAAAGAGACUCGAGGAAUUCUGCCAGGAGGAGUUCAUCAAAAUCCCUCGACAUGCUGCAGCAGUUCAGAUGAUUUUACUCUCAGAACCAAAGAGCAGAAAAGAUUUUCUGUACUAUUUCUGUGAUCUGACUCUGGAUCCCAACACAGUAAAUUAUAACCUCAUUCUGUUUGAGAAGAACAGAGCGGUGACGUGCAGUAAGAGACAGCAGUUGUACGCUGAUCAUCCAGAGAGAUUUGACGUCACGCAGGUGUUGAGUAAGGAGAGUGUGUUUGGAUGCUGUUACUGGGAGGUGGAGUGGAGCGGUGAUUGUGUGGACAUAUCAGUCUCAUAUAAAGACAUCAGCAGGAAAGGACGGGGUAAUCAGUGUUGGUUUGGAUGCAACAAUCAGUCCUGGAGUCUUCGGUGUUCUUCUUCUCCUCUCUCUUUCUAUCACAACAAUGUUAGGACUGAUCUCAGAGCUCCAUCAUCCUCCAGAAUAGGAGUGUAUGUGGAUCACAGUGCAGGAACUCUGUCCUUCUACAGCGUCUCUGACACGAUGAAGCUCCUCCACAGAGUCCACACCACAUUCACUCGGCCUCUGUACGCUGGAUUCUGGCUCACCCCUUAUGGAUCAACUGUGAGAUUUUGUGAUCCAGAAUAAAAUGCUCCUGGUUUCUUCUUUUCAUAUGAAGCUUACUUAAAUAAAGGUUUAAUUUUAAAUUUUGUUACGGUGUGCACCUGUGAUCGGCGUGCACCCAAACCACCCAAAUCACUCACUCACUCCGAAGCUCACUAGAUAGGUGGCCUCCCCUAUCUGCAGGUGUGCGAAGGAGCGGAGUCGCGGAAUUAGGCAUGGCUGGUGAGGCAUCACUGCUAAUGGUCCCAGGCUUCUCCUCGCAGUAUAAAACUCAGUGGGGAGUGUAGCUCGGGAGACUGGACUUUACUACGCGGUGUGAGUAUGCCGAGCACCAGACCAGCACAUUCUUUCCUUCUCUUCUUUCCAUCCUCCCUCCUUUAACCGUUUCCUACCUUAUUUUCCUUAAUAAAUUACCCUUUUCCCUCGCCUCGUGCCCGUGCUUUAUGGUGCCGCUUGUAAAACAACAUGUGUGUGUGAGGGUUCACCACUAGAGGGCAAUGUGUUAGUGUUUGUAGUUUUAGUUUGUAGACUCAGUUUCCCAGAAGGCACCUCGGUCAGGUGAUGUGGGUGCGCACCUGAACUGAGGAAGCUCAUUAGCUUUGCUAUAAAUACCCGUUUGUUCUGGGGAACUGGGUCGAGCAUUAAUGUUAAUU